Molecule: messenger RNA, 1092 nt
Organism: Caenorhabditis bovis
Lineage: Eukaryota; Metazoa; Nematoda; Chromadorea; Rhabditida; Rhabditidae
Source: the annotation of a GenBank genome assembly
AUGUCUCCUAUUGAUGCCAAUAUUUGGGUGUUUAGUCAUAUUAAUAUGGAUGCUGUUAUUCUUUGCGACAGUAAGCAAUAUGUUUGGGUGACGCGAUGUCUUGAAACGCUUGCAAUAAUAUCGGGAAGAAAGGCUCUCGCUGAUUAUAAAAAAUAUAUUGGAACAUUGAAAACGGUUGAGGAUUUCGCCGCAAUUAUUUUAUCGAAUGCGCCUACUAAUAUUCCAGAAUCGGAGAAAUGGAAUCUUGAGAAGAUUGAACAUGAAUUUCUCAACAAUUAUUUGGUGGUUGAAAAUGGCCGGCUCUGCGAGUUUCAUGCGACACUUUCUGAAGAUUAUUUCGCAUGCAAAUAUCAAUGCUGCGCGGCGCAUAAUACACGCCUUGCGCAUGUCCUAUUCGAUAUUUUCUCGCAAAAUAAACUUCAAAAGUUCAAGCCGAUUGGAGACACAUUUGAAUUGUGCCAUCGGGAUAAUGAAGCGAUCGCGCAAUUACCAAUGGAGCCGAAUAUUUCGAAGAAAACCAAAAAUAUUUUACUUCACGAACAGGAGACAAUUGAUGCGUUGAGAGCUGACGUAGAAGAAUUUGAACUGCCUGAAUUUGCAAUUCCACUAUGCGAUGAGAUGUCGGAAUGUAUUUUUUCGGAUGAAUCCGAUUCCGAUGAUGAGAAUACAGGAAUGAGCUUGUUGCGUGCGUCCGGCACGUUUACUCAAGCAUUUUAUGGAUCACCGGAAGUCCCAUUUAUAAGAAGAUUGGACAACACUCGAGUUCUUUGCUCACAACAAACCGAUGAAGAGUAUACUGCAAAAUUGAAUGCGAUUAGAUCAUCCACUCCAGAACCCGAGACACCCGAAUCGUUUUCUCGAAUUCUCCCACCUCCAGAAUCACAUGUAUUGUCGAAAAUGACGGAAAAGAAAGUUCUAAAAAAUUUUGUUCUACCGGUUAAUGAGAAUCGACGAAAACCAGUUAUCGAUGAGAUAUUGGAUGCCGAAGCUACCAAGAAAUACUUGCAACGUCACCGAAGACGCCUUUUCGAUGAAGCAUUCUUCAACGGCACCCAUUCAAUUUUCAUCGAGAAAAAAUACGACGAAGAUUGA